This is a messenger RNA of Aspergillus vadensis CBS 113365, 2236 nucleotides long. RefSeq names its product putative RNA splicing factor (Pad-1). Gene Ontology annotation, biological process: mRNA processing. The coding region runs from base 273 to 1988 and encodes 571 amino acids. The record is from RefSeq and is a predicted model, not a curated record. Gene Ontology annotation, molecular function: RNA binding. The transcript has 4 exons. Gene Ontology annotation, cellular component: nucleus. Lineage: Eukaryota; Fungi; Ascomycota; Eurotiomycetes; Eurotiales; Aspergillaceae.
CCUCACUCCUCAGCUACAGCACCACACCCGUAGGGAAUCCGCUUAUCCCGACGUCUAAUUAUACGGCAUCGAGAAUAUCUAUAUUACAGUGUUAGAAACAACUUGCCGGCUUCCGGAUUUGAAACAGAAGGGUUCGCUCAAGUCAAGCUUGAUACGCCGUCACUCUCUAACCAAGCCAAAAGUGACCUCAAUCCUUUCCGCGCAAUCUUCGUUGCAUUUGUUUUCUGUUCAGUUUAGCCCAGGAAAAGUCAAAUUGCAGCAUAUAUACCAAGAUGUCAGGUCUCGAUGUUGAGGCUCUCCUCGAGUCCACAGCCGCUCCGCCAUCUCAAGACCCUCCCCGUUCCCAGGACCGCGAUGACCGCUCCUCCUCGAAAACUGACAGCAAUGACCGCCGGGACCGCGAUCGGUCACAAGAGAAGGACCGCAAGCGCAGGGACCGCAGCCGUGAUCGACGUCGCUCGCGAGACAUCGAUGGAGAUGAAGACAUGAAGAGCCCGAGAAGCGAACAUGGCAGUGCUAACGGAAGCCAUAGAAGCAGAAAGAGGAGCAGGAGUCGUGAUAGCGAACGCCGUCGGUCUCGUCGUGACCGCUACGGUGACGACUACCGUUCUGGUGGCGACUUCUACCGUGGUGGUGGACGGGCUCGCACUCGCUCUCGGUCGCCUUACGAUGAUCGCUAUUACCGCCCCUCGGGCCGCUCCCGUCGCGAUGAGCGAGAUGAAGAAAGACGCACUCGCCGUGACCGCAAACGAAGCCCGAGCCCGAGAAGCCGCGAGAGGACGCCGGAACCUACUGAGGAUGAGCGUGACAGGCGUACCAUUUUCGUUCAGCAGCUUGCUGCGCGGUUGAGAACUAAGGAGCUGAUUGCGUUCUUUGAGAAAGUCGGACCUGUCAAGGAAGCCCAGAUCGUUAAGGAUCGUGUCAGUGGGCGGUCUAAAGGUGUCGGUUAUGUCGAGUUCAAAAGCGAAGACGCCGUUGCGCCCGCUAUCCAGCUUACCGGACAGAAACUUCUAGGAAUUCCCAUUAUCGCGCAAUUGACUGAAGCGGAAAAGAACCGUCAGGCCCGCAAUCCUGAGGCCAGCAGUGGCAACAAUCACGCUGCUCCAUUUCACAGGUUGUACGUGGGUAACAUUCAUUUCAGCAUCACUGAAAGUGACCUCCAGAACGUCUUUGAGCCUUUUGGCGAACUCGAAUUUGUCCAGCUGCAAAAGGACGAGACUGGUCGCAGCAGGGGUUAUGGGUUCGUGCAGUUCCGUGAUCCUAACCAGGCUCGUGAGGCAUUGGAAAAGAUGAAUGGAUUUGACCUUGCUGGUCGAGCAAUCCGCGUUGGCCUUGGCAACGAUAAGUUCACUCCUGACUCGAACGCACAACGCAUGCAGAGCCAAGGUGCAAACCAACAUAACUUCCAGGGCUCUCUUUUCUCGGGUCACGGAGGACGUGGUGUUCAAGCCGGCGGUACCAGCAACUUCGACCGCGCUGGUGGCCGUGACUCCGAAAAGGGGGCCGGUGCUAGUGCAUUGGACGAUACGGAUGUUGCCGGUGUAAAUUUCAACAACUACAGUAGGGAUGCAUUGAUGCGCAAGCUUGCAAGAACAGAUGAACCAGCCGAGCCUGCUGCCGACGACCAGCAAAAGGUGCUCCGUCCCAAGACUGAGGCCAAGCCUCUGCCUGUUAACGUCAACAUGGCAAGUCGGUGUGUCAUGCUCCGCAACAUGUUCGACCCCAACGAGGAGGAGGGCGAAGCUUGGAUUAAGGAGCUGGAGGAUGACGUUCGCGCUGAGUGCGAAGACAAAUAUGGCCAUGUUGUUCACAUUGCACUAGAUCCCAACUCGCAAGGCGAUAUCUACCUGAAGUUCGACCGCGUCCAGGGUGGCGAGAACGCUAUCAAGGGCCUGAACGGGCGUUUCUUCGGUGGUCGACAGAUCACCGCCCAGCCCGUCGUCGACGCUGUCUACAGCAGUCUGUUCUCCCGAACCAAAGCGAUCUGAAGUAUAUGACAUCGGCCUGCGCCUACCAUGACCACAUACGGGUAGGUAUUACAUCUAAUUUGUCUCUCUUACCAGGUGCAAUCUGUGACGGCCGGACCACACUUUGGCCUUUGAACUGUUGAGCGGUUGCUUCGGCAUGGUGCUUGGCUUGGAUGACACUGCCCCUGGUAGGUGCCAGUCUUCUUGACAUCUUACCCUUUAUGGUUGUCUAUCAGGCCGAGAGGCUCGUGGAAUGAUCUUGUCUAUAG